GUCAAUAUCAGCUUCGCCACACAGUCAAUUCAUCAACUCGCGUCAUGGCGAAGGAAGAUCUGGAGCAUGCCAUCGGCAUGGCGCGGCGGCUGCAGCAGGUCCUCCCCGGCUUCCACGGCACCAGCAGAAUGCACGUCACCACACUCUCACAGCUGCAGGAUGCUGCCGAGGCCCUCCAGCGGCGCACACCGCCGCCCACUCUCCAAUACGGCGAGGAUCUGCCCGCCCUCCUCCGCACACCGCCCGCAGAGUAUGUCGAGCGACACAUCCGCGGCCUAGAUCUGGCUAAUCUGGUGGCUCCCAAGGUUGUGGAGGAGAGAGAAGCGGCGGCGGUGGUCGGGCGUGCGAGUGGGCUGCCGUCGACCAACCUGCUGGCCCAUCUGCAGAGUCACCACGACGCGCUGCUGCUGAAGCAGUAUGAGGAGGCCAACAAGGAGGCGUGGAAUCGGCAUGCGGCUGCGUCGCACCAGAAGAUGAUGGACGAGUGGCAGCGGGAGAGGGAGGCCAUCAAGCAGCGGCUGGGGCUGCCCAGGGACCAGCAGCAGGGAGCUUUCAUGGAAUCGGCCGAUGCCGCAAGCCUCUUCGGGUAAGGCGAAUCUAUGUAUGAUGCAUGUGUUCGUGUCACCUGUGUUGAUGUGCAUGGGCCUGCUGUGUGUGUGCGCAGCGGUCCCCCGUCCGCCCGUCUUCGCCAGCGAUCCUCCCCCCCUCUGGAGCGGCAGCGGCUCAUCUGCGCCCCCGACCGCCAAGUCAUCGAGACCCUCCUCUCUCCCCGCGACCACCCCUACGCCAAAUUCGGCAGGAUCCGAAGCAUCACGCGAGAUGCUCUCGGGAAACCCCCCGACGCGCAGCAGGGCAUCAGCGAUGCCGCGCUGAUCCGCGACGUGGAUGAGUGCUUCGACAUCCUGGACCACGAACUGCAUGCCGGCAAGCGGAGCCUGCUGGGCGGCGAGGCGAGCCAUGACGAGUGCGUCAAGGCGAUGGUGUGCGGGUCGAUCAACUACCUGGAGGACCAGUUCCGCCAGGCCAUGCGCAAGACCAUCUCAGACAGACCGAGAGAGGCCAUGUGGGGCGGGCGGGAGGAUCCGUGGGAGUUCAUCAAGGUGGGUAUGGGGUGGGGGGCACAGAGGGCAGGGCAGGCAACCUUGGGGGACGACUUGCUGUGGACACCUGUGUGGGCGCACGUGUGUGUGUGUGUGUGUGUGUGCGUAGGCGUAUGGCCGCACAGUGCGGGGUGACGUUUCCUUCCCCAGCCGGUCUGACGACUACUGGCUCGCCGCCUACUGCGCAGCCAGGGCUGGGUUUGUGCAGGUAGAGAGAGAGGGGGACGCCAUGCAUGUGUCUGUUCACACCGACUUGAUCCAUGCCAUUUGUGUGUGCAGUUGCUGUAUGACAUGCCGUCUCUGGUCCACGGGAGGCCCGACUACUUCGAGGUGGUCUGUGCCUUCUUCGCCGCCACGCUCGACACCGCCACGGGCACACUUGACCUGCCACAGCCGGGAGAAGGUACGCACGCCAGGCCAGGCCAACACAGAGAGAGACAAGCAACACAACACAAGACACGACCCCAGCAAAUUGUCUGUCUGUCUGUCUGUGUCCACUGUGGGUGCAGAGCCGUUCUGGGGUCAGUAUGGCGACCAUCCAUGGCGGGCCAAGAGCCGCGAAAAGGCUGAAUGUAGGCAGCAGAACACAAUCGCGGUCAACCACACAGACAGACACAGAGGAGUGUGUGUGUAUGCCUGUGUGCCCGUGUGUGUGUGUGUGUGUGUGUCAGCUCGCCGCUACCAGGACGCUAAGCGCCACGCCGAGCUGGCCAUUGAGGGCCGGGGAGGGGAGGGGCACUCGCACGAGCAGCGGCUGCUCACCGCCAUAUCCUCAGCGGGACUCACAUUCUCAUUCGCCAACUGGGAGCAGGUCGGCACGCACCUCCACCGCCCACCCAUCCAUUCAUCCAUCCAUCCAUCCAUUUGUCCAUGGUCCAUUCCUUCCCCACUCCUCUGUGCGUGUGUGUCAGGGGACGGCGACCGACUGGAUCUGGUAUCAGCUGCACAAGUCCAUCCGCAGCCAGCGAUUCCUCGACAAGCUGGCCGACACGGGGGCCAAGGUGGCCAAGCUGCCGGCCCACCACUUCAGCGGAGAGCAGCAGGCACCUCCACCACCACCCCCGCCACCGUCUGCAGCACAGAUGGGCAUGGGCAUGGGCAUGGGAGGGCCGCAGUACGGCUACGGCUACGGCUACGGCAGCUACUAUGACCAGCCAUACCAGCCGUAUGAUGCCAACGGAUACGGUGCGCCAAAUGACAUAGAGAGAGACACCAUCACACUCAAUUGCUGUGCUCAUUUGCCCACGUGUGAGGUGUGCAUGGUCAGGUGGUGGUUACUAUGGUGGCAGGCCGGCUGCAGCAGCAGCAGCAGCUGGGGUGGGUCAAGGUCUGUUCGGGUCUGGUGCGCAGCCGAGGGCGGCGGGGGGCGGUCGGGUGGCCCCCCUGGCCUACGCCAAGGCGCUGCUCAUGACGCUACGCAUCACUGACGCACUCACAUGGAUGCGCGACGAAUCAAAACAACUCAAGGUGGGUGCCGUGCGAUUGCCUCACUCAGCAGUGAGUGAAUGCAGAAAUGGGAUGCCAUGCCAUGCCUCACCAUGUGUGUGUUGAUGUCCUAUCUAUGGUAUGGUAUGUAUGUCAGCAUGCGGUGCUGUACAUGGCGUUGAGCCUGUCCCCCUACCAUCUGCUGAGCGGCAGCGGCCCUCUGCGGGCGGUGGAGGGCGACCGCACACUCGUCCUCGGCGACUUCCUCAUCGACGAGAUACAGCACUACGACGCACGGGCACAACUCAACUUCAUCCAGGUAAGCCAAGCCUCCACACACGCCCCAUCCCCCCUCCACACACGUCGUUUGGUGUGGAUGCAUCGCAUCAGGUGCUGGACCCCGAGACGAGGAAGGCCCACAUGCGCACCCUGCUGACCGAGUCGCUUCGCUCAGCGGAGGGAACAACCACAGCUGCAGACCUGUUCGGCGAGGUGGAUGAGGAGGGCAGGUUCGUCCAGGGGGCGCUGGUGGAGGCUGUGGUGCCGCCCAGGGCCGAUGCGGGAUGGACCGUGGUGCAGCGGGGCGGACGGGAGGGGCAGGGGGAGGGGGAGCCAUCCGCCACGACCAGCCUGCUGUCUGCCCAGGAGUUUGAGGAGCUGUGCUUGACGGCCGCAGCUGAGUUCCAGGCACAGGUGGGGCUUGGGUGCAGAAGAGAGGCAGCACAAUACGGGGUGGGUGUGAUUGGACUGUUCCGUUGUGUAUGUGUGUGGAUUGGAUGGCCACAGGGGAUGUAUUCUGUGUCGAUGAAGCUGCUGCACGUGUGCGGCCGGCACAACGAGGUGGUUCCCCUGCUGCGCGAGGCAUAUCGUCAGGACGACCUGUGGAGCCUCCGCACCGCCGGCAACCCCGGCUACCGACCCAUGGGCAUCACCACCACUGGCACCACCGCCGCACCGCCACCUGCAUCUGAGAUCCUGGCGGCCAGGGCCAUGGAAGCGGCGGAGAUCGACAAAUUCUACCGCAUAUACAGCAACAAGAGGGCCGAAUACCACGUGCGUGAGCAAACAACGGGGGAGAAGGGAACCCAUACGCACACACACACACACAGACAUGCAUUCAUGUGGGUGUAAUGUGGUGUGUCCUGCUCGUUGUGUAUCUAACAGAUAGUCGAGUCUCUGUGGGAGACGGUGGUGCACAGCAGGAAGGUGCGCGAGGCGCUGGUCAUGGCGCACGAGAACUCCGACGUCGGCCAGGCGACGGACUUCAUCUGCAACACAGGGUGGGUGGGUGAGGAAGACCGACCAACCGACCCAACAGCCACCCUUAUCGCCAUUGAGUGCUUGUGUUCAUGUGUGGUGUCUGCGUGUAUGUGGAUUUGUCGUCAGUUUGGUUCCCCACAGCGCCGACACGAUGGGGUAUUACGACGACCUGAGCGACGUCUACCCCCGGCUGCUGGAGACAUACGCCAGACUGAUCAGCACACUCUCAGACGCGGUACUAUGAGCGGGACAGACAGGCUGCUGAUGCACCGGGAAAGCCAUCUGCUGAUCUGCACGUGGGUGUGCCGUGGUGUGUGUGUGUGUGUGUGUGUGUGUGUAGGGUUAUGGUGGUGCGAUCCAGUGUCUGGAGGCUUUGACGAAGUUCCUUUACAUGCAUGGCGACAAGCUGGCCUACACGAGCAGGAGCCACCCACACCUCUGGCGGCUGAGGCGACCGGCCUGAUAGACGUAGGUAGAGCCAUCCAUCUAUCUAGCAACGCAGAGGGACGGAGGGAGACGUAGCAACUGAAUAGAUUGACGAGUGCAUACACGCCUGAUCGACUCAAAGAAGGAGGGC
Molecule: messenger RNA, 4362 nt
Organism: Vitrella brassicaformis
Lineage: Eukaryota; Vitrellaceae
Source: the annotation of a GenBank genome assembly